Botrytis byssoidea is the source of this 348-nucleotide messenger RNA. RefSeq lists its product as uncharacterized. Lineage: Eukaryota; Fungi; Ascomycota; Leotiomycetes; Helotiales; Sclerotiniaceae. Bases 1 to 348 code for a protein of 115 amino acids. The record is from RefSeq and is a predicted model, not a curated record. The transcript has 2 exons.
AUGUCAAAAAAAUCUAUUCUGUCUUGUCUCGAUACUCUCAGAUUUACUGAAAUUGGUAGUGAAGGCAAGCUUCUCGCUUUUCAAGACAGCCUGCAUCUUGCUGAAUUCCCUUCAAUUACUCAAGACAGCCUCUGGAGAGACAUACUGCAAGAUACAGAAGAAACAUUCACUGUAGCUGUCAUCACAAAUACAUGUCUCUCAUCGCGGCCUCUACCGGAGGGCAAACGAUGUGCCAAUGGCGCCAACAGUAGUGAAGGUUCAUUAACUCUGGCAACUCAAAUUGCCACUAGGAUAGGCACCGCAGAUUCAUCACCGAAGGACUUGACUCUAUUGAAGAAUGAUGACUAG